GUCUGUGACUCCUAUCCUACAGAAGUGUAUGUACCAAAGUCUGCAACUGCACACAUCAUAGUGGGGAGCUCUAAAUUUCGGAGCCGAAGACGCUUCCCAGCUCUUUCCUACUACUGCAAGGAUAACAAUGCUUCCAUAUGCAGAAGCAGCCAGCCUUUAUCUGGCUUUAGUGCUCGAUGCCUGGAGGAUGAACAGAUGCUCCAGGCCAUUAGAAAAGCAAAUCCAGGAAGUGAUUUCAUAUAUGUUGUUGACACACGGCCCAAACUCAAUGCAAUGGCAAACAGAGCAGCAGGGAAGGGAUAUGAAAAUGAAGACAACUACUCCAACAUCAAGUUUCAAUUCAUAGGCAUUGAGAACAUCCAUGUCAUGAGAAACAGUCUGCAGAAAAUGCUUGAAGUUUGUGAGCUGAAAUCACCUUCGAUGAGUGACUUUCUGUGGGGCCUAGAAAAUUCUGGCUGGCUGAAGCAUAUCAAAGCCAUUAUGGAUGCUGGCAUUUUUAUUGCAAAGGCUGUGGCUGAGGAAGGUGUGAGUGUGCUUGUUCACUGCUCUGAUGGCUGGGAUAGGACAGCCCAGGUUUGCUCUGUAGCAAGCCUUCUAUUGGAUCCAUAUUACAGAACUAUGAAGGGAUUCAUGGUGUUAAUUGAAAAAGACUGGGUUUCCUUUGGUCACAAAUUUAACCACAGGUAUGGCAACUUAGAUGGAGAUCCAAAGGAGAUAUCCCCUGUUAUCGACCAGUUCCUCGAGUGUGUUUGGCAAUUAAUGGAACAGUUUCCUUGUGCCUUCGAAUUCAAUGAGAGAUUCCUCAUCCACAUACAGCAUCAUAUCUAUUCUUGCCAGUUUGGGAAUUUUCUCUGUAACAGCCAGAAGGAGAGACGAGAGCUGAAAAUCCAAGAACGAACAUAUUCAUUGUGGGCUCACUUGUGGAAAAAUCGUGCAGAUUACCUGAAUCCUUUGUAUCGACCUGACCACACUAAAACCCAAGGGACCCUGCACCCUCAGAUGGCUCCAUGCAACUUCUUGUACAAGUUCUGGAGUGGUAUGUACAACCGCUUUGAAAAGGGGCUGCAUCCUCGACAGUCAGUUACUGAUUAUCUGAUGGCAGUGAAGGAAGAAACUCAGCAGCUGGAAGAAGAGCUGGAGGUCUUAGGAGAGAGAUUGGCAAAUCUUCAGAAAUCACAAUUAAAUGGUAAUAAAGUCAAGAGUAAGCAACAAGACCAAACCAAACAUUUAGGGCUUUCUACUUCCAGCAACAGCUUAGCUAACACUCCCCAGGAGUAUAGCAGUGACCUGAAAUCAUUCCCAUCCCGGAGCCCUUCACAAGGGGAUGAAGAAGAUUCAGCCCUGAUUUUGACACAGGACAACCUGAAAAGCUCCGAUCCUGACCUCUCAGCUAAUAGUGAUCAGGAGUCUGGUGUGGAGGACUUAAGCUGUAGGUCCCCAAGUGGCGGUGGCUGCUUGCCUAGUGAAGACAGUGGCAAGGAUUCAGAUGAGGCUGUAUUUCUGACAGUCUGA
This is a messenger RNA of Nestor notabilis (Kea), 1512 nucleotides long. RefSeq names its product myotubularin related protein 7 (gene MTMR7). Gene Ontology annotation, biological process: dephosphorylation. The annotation marks the transcript as partial. Gene Ontology annotation, molecular function: phosphatase activity. The transcript is spliced from 10 exons. The record is from RefSeq and is a predicted model, not a curated record. Lineage: Eukaryota; Metazoa; Chordata; Aves; Psittaciformes; Psittacidae.